AUGGGCAACGAACCAUCAGCUCCAAAUGAUAAGAUUGAUUUCUUGAGACCAGUUCAAAAGAAGGCACCCGAACCUACUUAAAUCAACAAAGUAUAGCAGAAUGAAUGGAGAAUUGGAUUGCAGCAUCCUCAUCUCUUGUAAACUUUGGGAGGUCAACCUGAAGGUGAUUAGUAUCGAUACUUUUUUGAAUUCUGUCAAAUCACAUUAACAUCACUACUUUAGGAACGCUACGGAACAAAAAAGUACUUCCCUGAAGAAGACUUGUAGGCAUUGCUUUUAGGUAUAAGUAGUGCAUUGAGUUUCUUGUAAGAGAAGGGGUUGUCACAUGGAGAUAUAUGCACAGCAGAAAUCUUCUUUGAUUCUAACAGUUCAAGUUUCAAAGUUUUGGAUUCAAAUUUAAUUAAUGGAAGAGGAGCUUCCAUUCAGUAAUUGCUGUCGGGAAAGUUGAAAUAUCUUGCACCUGAAAUAUUACAAAACCCAACACAACCAUUAUCUGAAUUGCAAUUGAGUAAAGGUGAUGUUUGGUGUUUGGGCAUGGUCAUGUUAGAGGCCAGUACUCUUAAACAAAAUGACAACCUCUAUCAGAAUGGUUUAUAAUUUAGAUUGAUCCAGGAUAGAAUUAAUGAAGUAGCUUAAAUCUACAAUUUACAAUUUGCUGAGAAUAUUGCUCUUAUGCUCAAUUUCAACCCAAAUGAAAGACUAGACCCAGUUAAUCUAUUUAAUUAUCUACUGGAACAAUAAAGAACUGCAAAUGAAUAGGAUUAGUAGGUAGUUUAACAAUAGUAAUAUUAACAAUUACUUCAGUAAUAAUAAUUGUAUUAACAAUAAUUAUGUUAACAACAACAAUAGUAGUAAUAGUAAUAGUUAUUAUAUCAAUAAUCCUCGUAGUAGUAGUAACUGACUUAUCAAUAGGCUUAGUAAUCUCAAUUAUAAUAUUAACAAUAACCUAUAUAAUAUUUACCUUAAUAAGUUGAACAAUAGAACUUCUAAUAAUAACAGGUAUAAUAGGCAUAACCAUCACAAUUACAGCAACAACCCCAAGUCCCUCCCUAAUAUCUUCAAUAAUAGUAAUAAUAAUAAUUAUAGACAAUCCAAUAAUAAUAAUAAUACAAUACUCAAUAAACACAAUAUUCAUAGUAAUAGCAAUAGCAAUAACAAUUUACUUAAACUCAACAAUAAAGAUAAAACUACCAUCAAUCAAGACCAUCCUAAGAUUUUAUGAUGACUCAACCUGAUAUGAAUCAAACUAUGUAAGGUGGUGUUUCAAGAGAAAGAGUUCCCACCAAAGUAAUUAAGAAAUUAGUUUAUCCUGAUGGAAGAGUUGAAUACUAAGAGAAAUCACAGUCUGCUUCAAGAAUGGUCUAAUAGCCCUAAUAGUAGAAACCACAACAACCAGUUCCUUAACAAUAAUAACAACCCUAAGCAAUGCCACAGCAAUAAUAAAUUAUGGCUCAAUAAUAAUAGAUAAUGGCCCAAUAAUAGUAGAUGAUUUCUCAAUAAUAAAUGACUUCCUAAUAAUAAUAGUUUACUUAAUAACCUCAAUAUAACCCAUAAUAUUAAUAGCAAUAAUAUUACUAGUAGCCAUAACCUUAAUAUCAACAGAGGUAGAAUGUUCUUGGCAACAUUGAGAAUUAAAUGCAUGGAGUUUCUAAUGAAUAAAACAUCACCAGAUUGAAAUAAGAAAUUGAACACUCAAAAACUUUAAUUUAAUAAUACAACCAACAAAAACCUUCAGUUUAGGCUGAAUCUAUUGAGGAGAGAAUUAGAAAGGUUAUCGCCCAAUCAUAAGCAUUAAGAGAAAACUUCGCCUGA
Molecule: messenger RNA, 1812 nt
Organism: Paramecium tetraurelia
Lineage: Eukaryota; Ciliophora; Oligohymenophorea; Peniculida; Parameciidae
Exons: 3
Biological process (GO): protein phosphorylation
Molecular function (GO): ATP binding; protein kinase activity
Source: RefSeq, a predicted model, not a curated record